UGGUUAUUUAUUCCGUUAUUUUUUAAGAGGUGUAUACAGGAAGAGGUAGCUGCAGAAAAGGAUCAAAAAGUUGUGUUGCAAGGUUUUGUAACUUCAUCCCAUGUUAUUUUCAUGGGACAUAAAAGAACGAACAUCUUUACAUUUUCAACUUGUUGGAGACAGCAUAAUAACAGCAGAAUAAUCUACGAAUAUAGUCUUUCUUUUUUCUGCAAGCGAGUGUUUUUUUAAACUACCUAUAUUUUUUCUUUGUGCAAUCUGUGAAAUAUAAUUCAAACAGAACACUGUAAAGAUACAUCAUCCUUCUGAUUUUAGUGAUUGCAAUUUGGAACACCGCCUGUACUGCAACGACUUAUCCAUUAGCAAUGGACUCCGGAAUGGACUUCGUAUUGAACUAUUCCAAGAAGUUACACGAUGUGUUUCGUUUUGGAUGAAACAGAAUACUAUUGUUAAAGUCCACAAUACAAUCGCCUCGUUGCCAUCUUAGAACGUCAAAUGAAAGAACCCUUCUCUCACUUUGAAACUGUAUACUUUCGUAUACCCAACGGAUUCCCAAAACACAAAUAUCUAAAUAAUUCUAUAAACUGUUGCCGAGAUCAAAUUGAAAAUGGCGAAUGAAUCGUCGAUACACGAUGUUGGGUACUCGGAGUAUGUCGAUACGAACUGGACAUCGAGCGACAACUCAUCGACGGGAUCGGGGAGUUGUUCGGUUGAGGUCAGCUCAGCGAGGGAAGAAAUGGAAGUUCUACGAUCUGUUAGAUGGGGUAUCGCCGUACUUGUAACCCUCACUGUACUCUGUAGUGCUACUAUCGGCAUGUUUCUACACUCCUGGAUGAAGAUCAGAAGACAUGUGCCUUACGGAAAUAGAAGAAUAUUUCUCGUUCGUCUCUUUGGGCUUUUCCCGGUCUUUUCAGGAACAUCUUUAGCUGGAUUUUAUGUCCCCAAGGCAUCGCUUAUUGCAAACUGGGGAGCAAGUUUAUAUCUUUCGACGACGCUUUAUACGUUCGUUCUCCUGAUCGUUGACUACUACGGUGGUGUUGAGCCAAUGGAGCAUCACAUUGAAGGUGUCAAAGUAUCCCUCUCAGCCCCACCCCUCACAUGCUGCUGUCCAUGCUUGCCAAAGAUUAAUUUCACCAUGACGAACUUUCAUCGAUUAAGACGACUAGUCUUACAGACCGCUUACAUCAGACCUCUUUGUGUAUUCAUCGGUGCUGUGCUGUGGGCAGACGGUAUCUAUAAACCAUCCAUAAUCGAGGCCGACUCGGCCUUCGUCUACCUCAGCAGUAUCAGUCUCGUAUCGUCCCUGGUCGCUGUCUACGGCCUCUCCGUCAUCUACAACGCCACUCACACCACACUCCAGCACUUCAUGAUCUCCAUCAAGUUUACAACCAUCAAGAGCGUGCUCAUCAUUACCAACGGUCAGAACCUCCUCAUCGCCAUCCUCAUCGCUACUGAUGUCAUCCCGUGCGUGGGACCCCUCGACUCGGCCGUCAGGGGAGAACUUCUCUACAACAUGCUCGUGGUGUUCGAGAUGUUCCUCUUGACAUUCAGCUUUAAACUCUACUACUGGCGAUGGAUGGUCAAACACGAGUACGGUCACCGGUUCGCAUCGGCAUCGGUCGGCGACUUCGCUGACCUCGGUGAAAACGCUCCCAUGAACAUCACCCAUGACCGCAUAAACGACCUCCAGGAAAAAUCGAGCGCCAACGGGUCCCUGUCAAAUAUCUCGAAGACGGGUUCGUUUAAGAGCGAGACCGUAGUUUGAUCGAGUGGAGUCUAUUGGACACGAUCGGAUUUGCCUGCGAUUGGUUUGCGACUGAUAUACGAUUGAGUGACGAUUGAAUCAAACGACGGUAACGAGUCUCGUUCAUGACCUCGCGAUAUAACAAAAAUUUGACAUGCGAGGUGUUAACAUCAUGCCAAUACUAUUGUCUGAUUGGCUGGAAGUUGGAUUGAGCCUACGACCCAAGGGAUCAUGGCAAUCCUUUAAUUGACAUAUUUGGCAUGAACUGAUGAAGAUGCUUUCAAUUGCCCUCUCAAGUCACGUCUUACAACUGGUCUAAAACAAUUUUAUAUAAACCUUAUUUCUUAUUUUUAUCGUAUCGUAAACAGGUAGGUUACAUUUUUUGCAGGUUUUUACCUUAUAAACCUGUCCCAUCCGUACACAUUCGUAAU
This is a messenger RNA of Lytechinus variegatus (green sea urchin), 2172 nucleotides long. RefSeq names its product organic solute transporter subunit alpha-like. Gene Ontology annotation, biological process: transport. The transcript is spliced from 7 exons. NCBI's taxonomy places the organism in Eukaryota, Metazoa, Echinodermata, Echinoidea, Temnopleuroida, Toxopneustidae. The record is from RefSeq and is a predicted model, not a curated record. Gene Ontology annotation, molecular function: transporter activity. Bases 605 to 1762 code for a protein of 385 amino acids.